This is a messenger RNA of Siniperca chuatsi (mandarin fish), 2567 nucleotides long. RefSeq names its product GTP cyclohydrolase 1 (gene gch1). Gene Ontology annotation, molecular function: GTP cyclohydrolase I activity; zinc ion binding; GTP binding. Gene Ontology annotation, cellular component: cytoplasm. Lineage: Eukaryota; Metazoa; Chordata; Actinopteri; Centrarchiformes; Sinipercidae. The transcript has 6 exons. Bases 148 to 936 code for a protein of 262 amino acids. The record is from RefSeq and is a predicted model, not a curated record. Gene Ontology annotation, biological process: tetrahydrobiopterin biosynthetic process; tetrahydrofolate biosynthetic process.
UGAGGAUGCAGAAGCUGCUGGAGGAGCGCGCACUCAAAAGGAAAAACGCAAGUGAGCAAUCAAAGCAAACUGUGUGGAGAAAGGAGAAACUGAUCCAACAAGUGCUCAGAAGAGAGGAAACAGAAGGUGAAAGAAGAAAAAGAAGUGAUGGAUCACUCCAAACAGACACAGUACAGCUCAAACGAGAAGAAAGACACCGGGGACAGCGGCUCCGUGCUGAACGGACACUUUGAAGGGAUGGUGAAGCGGCCAGCCGGCGGCACCGGGCGCUCCGCCGCUCCCCAGCCUCCGGGCGCAGAGUCCGGUUCGCACCGGCCGGCCGCCUCGGUGAUGGAGAGCUGGAGGGAGGAGCGCACCAGGAGCGUGGAGGACAACGAGAUGAGCCUGCCGUCCCUGGCCGCGGCUUACACCACCAUCCUGCGGGGGCUCGGGGAGGACCCGCAGCGGCAGGGGCUCCUCAAAACCCCCUGGAGGGCCGCCACCGCCAUGCAGUUCUUCACCAAGGGCUACCAGGAGAAAAUUAUCGACGUGCUAAACGACGCCAUCUUCGACGAAGACCACGACGAGAUGGUGAUCGUCAAAGACAUCGACAUGUUCUCCAUGUGUGAACAUCACCUGGUGCCCAUCUUCGGCAGGGUUCACAUCGGUUACCUCCCCAACAAGAGAGUUCUGGGCCUCAGCAAGCUGGCCAGGAUUGUUGAAAUCUACAGCCGUCGACUACAAGUUCAGGAGAGGUUGACCAAACAAAUUGCUGUGGCGAUCACCGAGGCCCUGCAGCCCACCGGGGUCGGCGUGGUCAUCGAGGCAACUCACAUGUGCAUGGUGAUGCGAGGCGUUCAGAAGAUGAACAGUAAAACCGUCACCAGCACCAUGUUGGGAGUUUUCAGGGAAGAUCCAAAAACCCGCGACGAGUUUCUGACGCUGAUCAGGAGCUGAGGAGGAUGAAGCUCCUCCUCUUCCUCCUCCUGUUGCCUGAGGUUACCUCCACCUGUGUGUGUGUGUGUGUGUCUCUGUGUGUGUGUGUGUGUGUUUCCAUCUCACCAAAGGCAGUGACAGAGUGUUUACUGUGCUUUCAGUCCGACUCGUCAGAUAAGGUGAGGCGUUACCAUGGUGAUUUCUGUGUGGGGGCGGAGUUUUGUUCGGGGCCGUGUGCUGACAUGCUGUUUACUUUUUAGAUGACGGGACAGACUUUACCCCCUUUUGUCCCCGCGUGUUGUGUGUGUUCAUUAAUCAAAUAUCAGUCUUUGGCCUCGAGAUACAGAAGGAGAGUUUAACGGAAAGAAUCCACCCUGAAAAAAAUAAUCGUUUUAUUCUUAAAAAGAUUAAUUACAUUUCCAGAUGACAUGAUGUAAUUUCCAGUUUAAAGGCCCUUUACAAAGACUGUGUCACAAAUUGGCAGCACAAAAAUAAAAAAAUGUGCAGGCGAACAGCAUAAAAUUUUACAGUAAUAUCUUUGUUUUUGAGCUCAGUGAACAGUCAGAGUUCUUCGGGGCUGGAAAAAAAAAGAGAUUCUUAUAAAUAAUUGAUUAAUUAUUUAUAAGUCGAGCAAAAAUGCCAAACAUUUGCAGAUUCCGGCUUCUGAAAUGUGUUUAUCAUUUUAAAUAAAAUAUCUUUAGACUGUUGGUCGGACUAAACAAGCAAUUUAAAGACGUUACUAAACAACUAAUCCAUCGAUUGAAAAAAGAAGUGAAAGAUUAUUCGAUAAUGAAAAUAAAAUCCCUUUGCUUUAAAUCGUGUUCGAUCAUGUUUUUGUGAUGGACGGCACUUUAACGCUCAAAAACCUCAGUUUACAAACUUCCUUUCCUUUUAUUCAGGACUUUUUGGUUUGCUGAGAAAUCAGUUGAUUUGAAACUAGAAUUGAAACCAUGAAGUUUAUAUUAUCAAAAAAGACAUCUUGAAACAUUUGGUGCAAAAUCACUGGGGGGGAAAUAUGAGCAGACUGCAUCUGAAAAUGACACCAGUAUUCAAUUUUCAGCGUCUUAUUAUUAUUAUUAUUAUUAUGGUCCUGUUGAAGGAUCUGCCUGUAUGUGCCAACUCGCCUCUCCAUUAAAACCAAACGACUUCACGGUGACGUGACGAGGCAGCCGGCGGGACGCUGUGCUGCAGACUCACCGCUGCCUGAAAACAAACUGAACAUUUUCAGUUUCCAUGAGAGGCAAAUUAAAUGUGUGUGUGUCCUUCACAGUUUUCAUCCCAACAGAUGAACAGUGUGGAAACAAGUGUGUCUGUGUGUGUGUGUGUGUAUGUGUGUGUUGUUUGGUGACUUUGUGUUUACUCAUGUAGCAUAUUUUUGCAUUUCAAAGCAUGAUAAUGUCCCCAGACAGAUUUUGGAAGGUUUUAACUCGUGUCAUGUGGUGACUGAAGUCGUGUGUGUGUGUGUGUGUGUGUGUGUAUGUGUGUGUUGGAGGGAAGAUGAGCGCUGACAAACGGCUCUGAUGUUGUUGUUUUUGUGGCCUUGUUGAGAAGGACGGCCUGUUCUGUGGCCCCCUUCACCUUCAUUGUCACUUUAUGUAUAUGUUCAUUUCAAAUACUUUUUAAUCAAAGAAAAUAAAACUAUGUGACACCGA